CUACAUCAACGAUAUAGAAGGAAUCGAGAAAAAUAUCGGGUAUAACGGAUAUCUAAUUUUUUGUUUGUCGCAAAAAUUAAGCGAAGCGCCCUGAACCCGAUCGUGAAUAAUUAAAAAGUUCUCAUCCACUGAUCUUAGACUGACAGUAACUACUCAUACUAAACACCGAGAAGCAUAGAAAUACUCCUCUUAUCUUGAUCCGAGUGUGUUUAAUUUAUUUUUAUUUAUCCUGUAAGAAAGUGAUGGACGAAUUUAGCGCAGUAGUAGCUCGAGACGUUAUUAAUUAGUUGAUAUUUGAUGCAUUUUUUGCACUUUAGGAAAUAUACAAACGACUCAAUUCCUUUUGCAACUGAUAUCAUGCCCGUUAUAUUUUGAAAUCAUUACCAACAUCUCAUGUAUAUAGAACCUGGGAGAUAUGUCGAUUUUAUAUUUAAAAAAAUAUUUUGAGUUUUUACAACGCGCCCAAUAUUCCGUUAUGCUAAUUCUUUUCGUACGGAUGAAUUUUUACCAUCUAUAUUUAAUAAAAGGAUUUUUCACAUAUAUGAUAAAAAAACUCGCGAGAUUUCUUCUCCCAUUAUAUUGCGACAAUAACGAUUUUAAUUAAUAUUUCAUGUGCCGGUUCUAUUUAGAACCUUUCCUAUUAAUCUUAAAUUCUGAUUCUGUUCAGUUCCUAUCGCGCACAUUAUACUAUGUUUACACGCAAUUAACGGAUAAGAUCUCUGAUAUUAUAUUGUAUGCUAAUAUAUUAUACAAACUAUUUAUGUUCCGUUAUGCUAUAUUCAGUCCAUUUAUUAUUUUUCAUUUUUUGCAAAAUAAAUUACUCAAUUACAUAAACUGCUCAAUAUUAGAUUGCUCAAGUUCUGUAACAAUCUAACAGUAAGAUAGUACCAUCUAAUGACAUAAAAUGAAUAAUUAUGGAUCAUACAUUAAUAUUGCAUUGCAUAAAAAUAUAGGCAAUCGCAAAAUCCUUUUGUUUCGAAUUAUUUAAUGAAAUAUUUCGUGCUAUUUUACAUAUUUCGUACAAUUUUAUUUUUGUACAGCAAUAAACUUUCAAUAAAUUUAGACCACGUUGGUAAAGUAAAAAGAUGCAUUCGAAGCUGAUUCCAACUUUAACAAACUUGGGCUGUACCGCGCGUGUCAAGUUAUUCAAAAUAAAAUGCACUUGCUCUUCGAUUGCUGUUUAGAUUUUUCAGAGAAUAAUCUUCAUUUCACAAUUUAUCUCAUUUCUGUAGUCGAGCAAGAUAUCUUUAUUUAUGAAAUUAGUACAUAUAUUGCUCUUAUUUUGUAAUUAAUUACGAUUUUAUAAAUUGAAAUUUAUUCUAAAUUAUUUGCAAAAUUAUUACCGUAUUUUUUUCUGUAUAUAUCCUCAGAUUGCGUUAAGAUGUGCUUUUUUUUUAAUUAUAUGGAAACAUGGAAUAUAUAUGAAAAAAUAUAACAUAUUCAAAGUUUUAUCUAUAUUUAUACUUUUUGUAAUGUAUAUUAAGAAAAUAUUCACAAGAGAGCGAACUUGUUUAAUGUGUCAAUAUUACAUAAGAUUGGAUGCUCAUACGAAAGAUUGUUACCACAUGAUAUGAUCGUCAGAAAAUUCUUGAUAUAUAAAAAACAUAAUGUACAGUUUAUAUAUACACUAGAUGUUUAGAAUAAUUACCAUUGCGUGUAACAUUUCUAUCAAUUUUUUUUGCGCGGAUUUUUGAGUUUAAUCAUUGAAAUGUAUUAUUUUACAUCUUGACAGUUUAUAAUUAUCACAGUGAUCAAUUGUUUGCAAAGAUUUAAAAAAACGAGAUAUCUUUUAUACGCGUUGCCACAAAAUUUUUUUCUUUUUUCAUUAGAAUUACGCACACUUUAGCAUAGAUGUAAUAGUGUUCAAUCAUUCCUACCAAACAUCGAUACAGUUUUCUUUUUUUUUUUUUUAAGACUGUUAUACGCGGCAACUGAUAUUUGCUGUUAAUUGUAAAAUACGUUUUCCGUGCCUAUCCGCGUAGCUGACAUUCGUAGAAUAUUUAAUUAUCUAAAUAAAUACAUAUAUUUUAUCGCUUCGCGCAUAAUACACACGCUAUAUUAUAGAGAUUUAUUUUCAACAAUUAGUCUACACAAUAGAACGACAAGUUGAAGGCUAUUUUGUUCAUUCGAAUGAUAAUAUAAUAAACGAUUAUUGCUGCCUUACGUCAGAUCGCUAUAAAAUGUACUACUUGGCGUUGACUCAACGAAAGCUCAAACGAUUAAUUUGCGAAAAUAUAGUGAAAAGUGAAGUUUCAUCUUGUUAAUUUACGAUCAGCUGUGAUACAGAUGUGCAAAGAGGAUAAAUUGGAAACCUUUCAUUUCCGCUAGACUUCUCGCGCGCAUCGAUUCAACCUCUCGAUAUUUGUAAAUAAUAGCGCUUCGCUUAAUUUUUUAGCAAACAUGCGCAAAUUUUACUCGACAUAUAUAUAUAUAUAUUUUUUUAUUUUUUUAUUUUGGGGCUAUGAGACGUGUGUGUGCGUGGAUGAAUGUGAGAAAGUUUGAUGAACAUAAGUGUGUUUAUAGUAUAUUAAAAAUAAGACGCAUCGAUGCAUAUUACUCAAGAUAAAAGGCAUAUGCAUUUGUACAGAGCAGAGCUUUUCAACAAAGAUCGCGAAUGUGUAAAAUACUUGUCGUCUCGUCGUCUUUACCACAAGAUUAAUGCCGAAGAAUAUCUUAUCGUUGAUAUAUAUCGAGCUCUGUAGAGCGCCGAAUGUGUAUGCCGGUCCCUUUUGUCAAUGAUCAUAGUCAUUAGAUACGGAUUUAUCAGUUUCCGAUGCAGCGCGUUAAUUAAUCGCCCUACAAAAGGGCGAAGGAGGAUACUAGAUCAAAGAGAGAUUAGCCUAAUAUCCUCUCGCAUAAUUGUGCGAUGAAUACACAACCGUAACGAUGUGCGAACCGUUCGGCGCCACGACGAAGCGAUGUUACGAUCCAGUUUUGAAAUGAUACAAAUUUUAUAACACGCACGCGAGAAAAAGAAUUAAUUAAUAUAUUUACAAUUAAUAUUAUUUAAUGUAAAGCCAGACAUCGAGAGAUUAGAGAUCGAUUUUAACAGGAUGAUUUUUGAAACGCCCAGACUCGCGCAUUUCAUCGUUUCCAAGUUUUUGCGCAAAACGACUCGUACAUCUCCGCGAUUAUUUGAGAAAUGCAUUUAAAUAUUACGCGCACCACAAGACGAGAGGCAAACUAUUUUCUUAGAGAUUCUUUCGAGUGAUGAGCACAAAUGUCAGUAUAUUUUUCCCUCUUGAGUUUACAAAACAAACUGCCACUGCCGUGACGAAAGAGAAUCCUCCGAGAAGAGGUAGAAGAGAAAAUAAAAACAAAAAAAAAGAUACGCUAUGAAUAAAACAUAAACACUCCCUUCCCCCGCUUCGAGACAUCAAUAUCACGGAAUUGAAUCCUCGUCUCGCGAGAUAGGUGUCAUCUUUCGUUAUUCUCGCUUCUACGCGACGCGGCGCGUAUCGCGUAGUCGCUUGUGUACUUGUAUAAGUUUGCGCGUCGCCGUCACAGCGUUAUUGUCGAGAAUAAUUUCGCGAGCGAUUUUCUGUACGGUGUACGGUGCGAUAAUAGCAUAACGAAUUAUUAUAGCGUUUUUUAGCGAGAGCACUAAUGCGAUUUUAGCGAGGCGUUGUUUCUUUCUAGAUUGAUUAGAGAUAAUUUUUAUUCGUAUAGCGCGAUGAGAGAUGUGACCUCUGUUUUUAUUAAAAUAAGUUACAAAGUUAAAAAUUGUAUUUACUAUUAUAUAUAAUUAUACGAUACACACAUGCGCGCUGUACGCAGAGGAAGAAACAGAUUUUAUUUACCAAAUACCAGUUUUUUAAUAAAAAUCUUUUUGUGAAAGAAAAAUAUCGGACUCAUUACUUUACGAGAGGUUGCCAUCAUAUCUCUUCACCGUACAAAUCAUAUCCGAUGAGCUUGUAACAAAUUUACGAUAGCAUGUGUAUACAUAUAUAUAAAUAAUUAAAACGGAGAACGAACUGUUUCAAAUGGACCGUUAUACAAAUCGAUGAUCCGUAACAUAAAAAGAUAACACAAUCGCAAAUAAUCGCAUUCGAUACGAUAGCUCGUCCUUCAUAGUUUCAUGAUAAUUUGACUUGACACAACUUGGCAAAGAAGCAUGACGUUUAAUUUCUUGAUUACCUCCAUGUAAUCGAGACGCUCCACUUUCGCGAUGAACUGCAAGAGCUUUUAUGCAAGAUGAGAAAUCGAUUAUACUAUUAUAUCUGCAGCUUCGUCUUGCUCGUGAUAUUACAACCGAUUUCUCACGCGAAGCUCGUCGACGAUACUCGCAGGUAUUGACAGUACGUGAUUUUUCUUCUUAAACCAUUCCUGCAGUAUCCGUCUAUUCUCGCGCGAUCGCUUAUGGGUUCGACGAUUUUUUCCGCUUGUUUCUAUCAUCCUCUUCGCAGAUGAAAUAUUCGAUAGAUUUUACGUCGCUUAGGAGAUUACACCUUUCCAGAACGAAACGAGAGGUAUCCCUUGCUGAAGUGUCACAAUCGCGAGGAAACGCCAACUACGAGAGAGAGGUAAACUUGGAGCGCGAGGAAAGGAGUAAUGGUGAUCUUGAAAAGGACGAUACGUAUCACCGAGAGAAACGUAAGAUCUCGAAGAGAUCCGCAAAUCCCGAUGUUCAACAAUCAAACGCCGAAAAAUCUAUCGAUCCUAUAACCAAUCAGCUCAGUUUGAACGGAGAAUCGGAUUAUGCGGAGGAAGAGGCGGGCGAAGAGAUGGCGAAACAAGAAAGCGAUAAAGACGUAAAGACGAGCGAUCUCAAGCGUUUACUCCGUGACGUCAAUGUCGAGAAAUAUACCGAUCAAGACGAGAGAUCAAGUCUGUACGACGACUACGAGACGAAGGACGUCGCGAAGCGUGGUAUCCUGGAUGGUCCAGGGGAUUAUGAGGAAGUGGAGGACGAUUCACCUGGGAUAUUGGAUGAUACGGUCGCGUUGGAGGAACGAGACCAAGGAGAGAGGAGAGAAACACGAGAGAAUGAAUCUCGGGUGAAGAGAGAUCAAGCGCUUUCGGAAACGUUUGAUAAAUCCGAAACGAGCAAUCCAACGAAGUUGGAAGAGCCGAAGAUCGCGGAGAAUCCUUUGACGGGCAAAAUUUCUCUCGCUGAAUCGUCGAAAAACUUUAAUCGACGAGCAUCGGCGUCCGGUGACUUAGCAUCCGAGAUCAAAGAAUCCGGAUUGAACGAGGUGAUUCCAAGGUCGAGCGGUUCUACCGAGAACAAGGAAUCAACGAGUGUAAUUACUUUGUCCAACGGAGACGAGUCGAGCGCGGAAUACGGGAAGCGCGUGGAGGAGGAGAUUCAACGGAAGAUCGAUUCGAUCAAGGAGGAGAUCAAACGUGACAUCGAGGCGCAGCGGCGAAUAAGGAAUGUCGAGGAAAACAACGCCAGGUUCGAUGAGUUGCGGGAUCAGGAAGAGGAUGAGGAGAGACAGAGCUUUGAGGGUGAACCAAUCGAAAAGCGUCAGAUAAAGAGAUCGAUACGAGAAAUCGCCGCUGCUUCUUUCUCGAAGAGAGACGAUAAGAAACGCUGCUUGAAGGGAGAACGACGUGAUAAGCUGCAACGUCGGUCCAGCGAGAUCAGCAGACCGGAUACUUUGAAAGAAAGCGAAAAUCUGAAGAAACGAUUCGCGAUUAACCGUGAUAAAUCCUCCGGAGGACAAGCUCCUUCGAAAGGACUUUUAAAAAAGAAACGCGAGCGCGUCAGGCAAACUUUUUUGGUAAACAAUGAUCGGACAAAGAGAAGACGUUCGAGAAGUUACGCAUCGCCAUCUGAUCGGACGGCCGCCAGACCGGAAAAUGAAUUAUUCACGGAUUUCAAUUCUUAUCACCAUGCGGACGAUGGAAUGCUACAAGCAUCUUCGUCCAUCGCCGGCGAAGAUGAGAGCAAUGACGGAGAACAGAGUCCUACAGUAGAACAUUCAAAUUCCUUGGCGUCUCUCACUGGGAGUUCGCAGGAAUUGAGUCCGCGUUUAGCAAGAGAGUACAAAGAGGCCUUCGGUGGAUUGCAGAGUGAGCCUGGCGGUGCUCUCGCUAGAUUUAAAAGGAUCAAACGCGUACUCGGUGGUCCUGAUACGAAAAAUUAAAUUUUAUCUCUCAUAGAGAAUAAAAUGGAACAAACCACUCUCUCUCUUUGGGGUGAGAAUAUUUCCAUGAAUUGAAAUUAUCACGAAAGAUACAACGUAAUUUUCCGAACUUCUAUCGUCGCGCAGUAACGAAGGACUAAGUAGGAAUAUAAGACAUAUAUAGACCUUUUUUACGAAACGAAAUAUUUAUAGAUCUUUACGAGAGAGCAGAAUGAUGCAUUUGUAAUUAGAGAAAGGCUAUAGCUUAUAAUAUAGGGUAUAAUGCCAUUAAUCACGAGACACUCGGAGAGAUUGCGAGUCGGUUUAAUUAAGUAGCCUAAAUGAACGAGAUAUAUAUAUAUAUAUAAAUCCUUGACAAAAGUGGAUAACUAUGUUAUCUACCGCUCUAAAUUACUUAUAAAUUUUAUUUCUUUACGCCGGCCGUGUGUGUAACACGUCAAAAGAUAUAAAACGAGUUUUGAAUUGCUUCUCUCUUCGGACGCUUCUCUUAUACAAUCUUAAAAUAUAUUACAAGCUAUUUAAAAAACAUCUCGCAAAGUAAACUGCACAAUCUCGCUAACAUUGCUUGCGCGCGCGAUUGCAUACGCUUUGCGUACGCGCGCGCGUGUCGUUCCUCCAGUAAUUCAUUUAACUUUAUUUCGAUAAAUUUUAAUUUAUUAACAGACAAUAAAAUUCAAAUCAAUCAAUCGAUCAUUUCCUUAACUUCCGCGCGCACACAAUAGUAUAUGCUAGAGAAACAUUAUGUACAACAGUGACUCAUCGAUCGUCGGAAGGCGUUCACUUAUCAAUUAUCACCAUAGACCAAUUCGAGAACCUGAAGAACGCGAUACUUUAGAAACGCAGCGCAUAUAAGUCGAUUGACUAAGUAAGUAUAAUGAAAAUUGCGCCAACAAAGAGAAGAUAUUAAUAUUUCAGUGUUGGAAUAACCGAACGAUUUAUUUUGCAUGUGUGACUUUGGGAUAGAAAGGCAAGAAUUUAUCAUAAACGUUCGAUACAUUCUAUGAAUAUUUGUCUCUCUCUCCGCUUUGUCGUAUAAUUAUAUCGAUUGUCAUAAUUCUAAGAUAUGAAUGCAUAACAUAAUGCAAGAAACGGAGCAAUAAUAUCCAUCUUUUUAUUUCGUAAAAAAAGUGCGCAUAUAUAAGCGAAUAAUCGUCGCGUUCUCCGGGUUACCUCUUAUUGUUAGCGCCAAUCGAGAUAAAGAGAGAGAGAGAGAGAGAGGUAUCUAGGCAAAAGACACAGACGCUUCGUAGACGUUCAAGAUUUAAUUAAUAAACGUUAUUACGAUUAAACACGAAGAAGACACAUAAAUCGUUAAUCGUCUUUGUUUUUUUUCUUGUUGUGCGCUUACAUAUUAUGGACGCCGGAAACAGGGAUGUGAUGCACGCCAAGUGAUGCCCGCACGCCCGUAAUAUCCCCGAAUCAUACGCAAUUCGCCUCUCUCCCGUUCCGUAUAAUCGUUCUACUUUACAACAAUAUAAAACAGUUAUUUACAUCGACGGCUAGGAGGAUUCGAAAACGAUGAGAAUGUCGAGGGAAAACUUAGACGUCUAAAGAUUUUCCUCGUCUAAAUGAGUGUGCGUGUGACAUGUACGUGUGAAAAUGAGCGUGUACGUCUCUUUCGAGUGGUCUUUUCGCGAGGCAUCGUUGCGAACUGAAAGGAAGAUAUAUCCAAAUGACGUGGAAAUCGAAACGAGAUGAUUCUCGCGAGAAUGUCUACAUCUUUCCGAAUGAAAUCAAUGUGUCGUCAAAUGUAUAUCGUUUGAUCACACUUGAUUAAUCGACUUAUAUUUAACAUCGUGACUUUAUAGAGACGAUAUUUUUUUCGAGAGCGCGAACUGACUUUCGUGACGCGCUAAAGGGCACCGCGUUUGAUUGACCGUUAAUUAAUUAGAUCGCCGUGAAUAUCGGUCUUAUGACAAAAGGCUCGGGUCGGUGAAACGCUCAGGCACCGAUCGAUUUUGAGAAAACCUCUUUUUUUUUUUUUUACUCGUCAAACUUGUCCGUUGUUAUCGAACAUUGAAAAUUAAUCGAGAAAUGACGGUCGAGAUCGAAUAUAUCCGCGGAACAAAAUCAACUCUAAUCAACAUGCACGAACCUUGAUAUUUGCGAAAACCGGUCUCGAAACAUUGCUACAUCAUAUGCGCCGAAUCAAUGUGUGUAUGGAGAGAUUCCGAGAGAUAUAUUUUUAUCGGCGCACAUGAACACCGGGAUCGCAUAAAUAUCCUUGCGAAUGAAACGCGAUUGCGAGAUGCGACAUAGGUGUUACGCAUAACCGGCACGAGCUACGGCAAAUAACGUGACGGAUUGGCUUGGUAUUUAGUGUGUGUCGAAAGAGCUCUUUUCUUUUUUAUUUAAAAAAAUCGAUGUCUGAGAAAUGGUGUUCACAAUAAUAUAGUACAACAACGUAACGGUAUUACAUAUAGGUAAUAUAUAUAUAUAAAUUUUAUAUUUAUAUAAUAAUAGGUAAAAUUCUUCUUUACCACAAUAUAACAUGGCUAUAUACAAAUAUUACAAAUUUCUUUCAUUUAAGCCCUCGACGCUGCAGGAUCGAUCUGGCGCGAGACUAGGCAGCGACGCUUUUCCAAAUUCGCUGCUUAUUUUAUCUUUUUUAAUUGCACGUUACAACAGGCUUGCGAUUUUAUUAAUCUUAAGCCAAUCUCUCCUCCCCUCAAUGCGAUUAAACAGAGAGAGAGAGAGAGAGAGAGAUGAGGGGGGAGAGAGAGAGAGUGUGAGAGAGGGAGAGAGAACAGUUUUGUCUUUAGGAUUUGUAUAGAAAAAGAAUGGAUGAUAUAAGAGAAAAGGGACGAAACGGAAAAAAUUAUUGAAAAACUUAAAGUGUGAAAUUUUGAGGGAUGCAGGAGGGGAAACAGAAAGAAAGGAGAGACGUUAGAUCCUAUUUCAGCUUCGUAUAGCACGAAGUGAAAAUAUGAAUUUACACGUUUAUGCAGAGGAUACUUUGGUCGUGCUACGUUCUAUCAUAGUUUCAUCGAUCUUUUUGAUUAGAUUAAAAAAUGCGAGUCGACAAAGACCUCUUCUCACUUUCUACUCUUGAAAAAAGAUUCGCCUUUGAAAGAUUGAUUUGUCAACAUACACACAGUUCAAAUUGUAAAAUGUGUUAAAUAUAUAAAACAUAAAGUCAAUUGCGGGAUUAUACAUUCGCGUUCCGCCUUCGAAUUUCAAUGCGUCAAAAGAUGACUUGUAUCGAUCCGUAUCACGCAGAUGCUAAAGUUAUUUUAAUUGCCAUUUACGAAAAAUUAAUCUUUUUUUUUUUUAUACGUAACGUGCAUCCCCAGGGAUCGUAUAUCUUCUCGAAUUACGAGUAAUUUGAGAUAAAAAAGUUUUUCCUUGUGGCAAAUCAAAUUUUAUUGUAAACCAGACAUUUUCUCUCCGACAUUUGAUACCAAAUAUUUGCUAAGAAAACAAAAUCAGAAUUUAUCAGGGGAUCUAUAAGCGAGAGAAGAUACGCGAUGCUUUCUGAGAGCACUGUGUCUUCGCGCAGCGAUUAGAGAAAGAGAGAGAGAGAGAGAGAGAGAGAGAGAGAGAGAUCAUAAUGUAAAAACAUGUAUAACUCGCUACAAUCUUUGAAAGGCCGAUAACUCCAUAUAACUAUUACAGUUACAUUCUCACUCAUUAAGAUUAAUGCGAGCUAAAAUGAGUGCUAUCGGAUUACUUAUCUCAUUUCACAAUCUCUAAAAUGAUCUGAUGAAAUACGCAAGUUUAACGUACAUAAUAUGUUUGCGCGAUUAGAAAAGCAGUUGUUUUGCCAAUCUUUAAUUCCGAUAAAAAAAAUAGUACUUAUUUAAGUAAGCGGGUCAAACUAGCUGCGAAAUCACACGCAAAUAUUGCAAAACUAUUUAUCUUCGUGUUCCUUUUUCUUAAUAUCGGAUUAAUACAUCCAAAUAAUUUUUAUUUUACUUUUUUUCUCACACAUUUGAUUACAUUUUCACUGAGUAAGUUCUUCUGAAUUUUAAUUAUAGUUGGAAUAAAGUCAACUUAUUUAACGACUUUGAUCGUUUAUAACUUUUGAUAAAAGUUAUAAUGUUUUUAAACCGAACAAUCAAGUCAUAAUUAAUUUAUUUCUAAUCAAAUUAAAAAAAUAACAGUUGUACUAGUGGUUUCCACGAAAAAGAUGUAUGAAAGUUGUAAAAAAAAAUAAUUUUUUAAAUUCAUACAAUAAAAUCUUUAAUAUAACAAAAAAUGUGUGCAGAGAAAAUUAUCUACUUAAAAAAAAAAAAAAAAAGUUUUGAUAUAUUUUAAUUAUUUUCAAGUGCAUUCGCCUUCUUAAUUGAAGACUUCGCGUGACACUAAAUUCGUUUAAUUGAUAGCGCAACGAUUAACGCGGUAUCUCACGUGAUUCUUUUUCCGUUAUGUUUACCGUUGCACACUUUAUCCUUUGCGUCUUGAAAGCUUCGAAUAUCGAAAAACAGCAAUGUUCCGCGCCAGAUACAUGUUAGAUACAAGAUAAUAAUAAACUUGUCUUCUCCUUUUCCGAAGAUGUUCCACAAAUUAAGAUUCUGCGCUUUUCUUUUUUGUUUCCUUUCGUUUUGAUACGAUGACAAUGACAAAUUGACGUGAACGAUCUUGGUUAACAUUUAACUUGGUUUAAACCUUACGUUAAACGACCGACGAUCAUAUACAUACGUUUAUAUUGCACGAUUAUGAGUCAAUAGAGCACGAUCUUAAAAUCUAUGACGAAUAUCUACGCGCUUUUGGCACCUCUUGCGUUUGCUUAUACGCGGACGAAACUUUGCGAGUAAGAGAGAGAAAGAGAGAGAGAGAGAGAGAGAGUGAAUUUCAUCUACUACGAUAAAACUUUUGGAUAUAUCGAUAAUUUAAAAACUCUCUGGUGGUCACAUUAAUCACAUUUUAAAUAUGUAAAGAUUAUCAUUAAGUUAGUUUCUUCUCCGUCAAGAGAGGUAACGCUCUCCGCGAGAUUUUUCGUUUUGCGUAAAAAAGCUCUCGUAGCCACGAAGUGAGCGCUAACCGAUAGCGAGAAUGUGUGAGAAAAGAGGGAUUCUCUCUCCGUUACACUUCGCUACUUACCAGAACUUUUUUAGCACCGAAAGAAAAUUCCGGGCACAUUUAUCAUUCAUUGUAGACGGAAGAUGAUCUAUAUUUAUAAGAUAUGAAUGUGUGUGUACGUGUGUUAUUUAGCGAUAGCAAAUUUACCUAUUUCUCAUUUUACGUCCGUUCAAAUUUCAAUCUAUUUUUAAUGUAGGAUGAAAUAGAAGAUGUGUAUAUAGAAGUAUGCACUCGAUUGGCCACCACAGGCUACGCUACUUCUGCAGAUUUUCGCAGCCAAAUUCCGCAAUGCUAAUCGCCUACAUUGUGUCUUUAUCUAGAACGAAGAACUUUGAAUGUUAUCGAGAAAGGUAUGAUACGCUAAUCACAACAUGCAUAGACGUAAGGGUCGUCUUCUUGAUUUUAUCGUCGUUAUCUUAAUCUCGCGUUCGAUUAAUUAUCGAACACGCGCGUAUAAAGUAUAGUAUAUUACUUUCAAAAAACAAUUGACAAAAUCGCCGAGGGUACACGCAUUAUGACAUUUCUCUUCCUACUCGUUAUUAUCACUGCAUUUACUCGCAGCAAAUAUAUUAAUAAUCAAAAUGAUAGUUAUAAGUAAUCUUCAGAAAAUGACAAAUAUAGAAAUGAUUAUCAAUAACAGGAUUGCACACCUAGAGAAACGUAUGGGAUAAACCUGUUUCUGAAACUCUUACGUAAUUUCCUCAUUGAGAUUGCCUUUGAAUUUCUUCGACUUAUUGUUAGCCAGCUUCAAUAUCACAGAUUUGAUAUUUGUAAUUUUCGAUGGAGAAAAAAUUGAGUCUAAAAAUUUGCUACAAUAAUACACAAUCCUGUAUUAUCUAAUCUAAACUAACUCACUAUUGUAUCGCGAACACGAUAUUAAGGGAGAAAGAGGAGAAGUAAAAGGGAAAGAAUUCCCUACAGCUAGACUAUGCACUGUUAACGUAAAUGUUUAUGAUCAUAAGCUGCUACUCGUAAGGAUAUAAUAAGGAAAAGGAAAGAAAAAUCUAGAUUACUGCUGGCGUGUACCGCCGAUAGGCAUCUCCCUCCUCUCUCACUUCUAUGUCUUUAUGCGUUUUUUUUUUUUAGUACGUUCCUUCGUCGAGGAACGUAAUUGAUCGUAAUAUUCUCUAAACUUUAAAUUGGCCUAAACGGUAGAUUACUUCACUAUAUAAUUGCAUUAUGAUAAAAGCAUGUAUAAAUCAGUAAACAUUUUCUUUUGUGCUUCUUAGAGAUCAUACAUGAUACAAUAUACAAAGUAGUGUAAAAUAAAAAAAAGGGUUAAUAAAGAUUUUUAUAUAUUAC
This is a messenger RNA of Formica exsecta, 12416 nucleotides long. Its product is annotated as cylicin-2-like. NCBI's taxonomy places the organism in Eukaryota, Metazoa, Arthropoda, Insecta, Hymenoptera, Formicidae. Bases 4407 to 6092 code for a protein of 561 amino acids. The transcript is spliced from 3 exons. The record is from RefSeq and is a predicted model, not a curated record.